Messenger RNA from Echinops telfairi (small Madagascar hedgehog), 939 nucleotides. Its product is annotated as olfactory receptor 13J1-like. Lineage: Eukaryota; Metazoa; Chordata; Mammalia; Afrosoricida; Tenrecidae. Gene Ontology annotation, cellular component: membrane. The coding region runs from base 1 to 939 and encodes 312 amino acids. Gene Ontology annotation, molecular function: G protein-coupled receptor activity; olfactory receptor activity. The transcript has a single exon. Gene Ontology annotation, biological process: G protein-coupled receptor signaling pathway. The record is from RefSeq and is a predicted model, not a curated record.
AUGGAGGCGCUCAACAGCACACAGGUCUCCCAGUUCUUUCUGAAAGGCUUCUCUGCCUACCCAGCCCUGGAGCACCUGCUCUUCCCGCUUUGCUUAGUCAUGUACCUGGUGACCCUGCUGGGGAACACAGGCAUCGUGGCUGUGAGCGUGCUGGACGUCCGCCUGCACACCCCCAUGUACUUCUUCCUCAGCAACCUCUCCAUCCUGGACAUCUGCUACACAUCCUCAUUUGCACCCCUGAUGCUGGUGCACUUCCUGUCGAGCCAGAAGACCAUCUCCUUCACUGGCUGUGGGAUCCAGAUGUGUCUGAGCUUGUCCACGGGCUCCACGGAGUGCCUGCUGCUCGCCAUCAUGGCCUACGAUCGCUACCUGGCCAUUUGCUGGCCUCUCCAGUACCCCGUGCUCAUGAGCCACCAGCUCUGCCUGCUGCUGGUGGGAGUGGCCUGGUCCUUCGCCCUGCUCAAGUCAGUGACUGAGACGGUCAUUGCCAUGAAGCUGCCCUUCUGUGGCCACCAUGUGGUCAGCCACUUCUUCUGUGAAAUCGUGGAAGUGCUGAAGCUGGCAUGUGGUGACAAGUCAGUCAGUGAGGCCCUCUUGCUGGCUGGCAGCACUCUGCUGCUGCCCAUGCCCCUGGCACUCAUCUGCCUCUCCUACACUCUUAUCCUGGUCACCGUUCUGAGGGUGCCUUCAGCUGCCGGGCGCCGCAAAGCCUUCUCCACGUGCUCGGCUCACCUGACCGUGGUGGUGCUCUUCUACAGUGCUGUCAUCUACACGUACAUGAAGCCCACCACCAAGGAAGCCCAUGUUUCCGAUGGGGUCUUCACGGUCCUCUACGCCGUGGUCACGCCCAUGCUCAACCCUGUCAUCUACAGCCUGCGGAACAGGGAGGUGAAGGAGGCUGCCAGGAAGGUGUGGAACAAGAGCUGGACCUCCAGGUGA